This is a messenger RNA of Aspergillus aculeatus ATCC 16872, 1080 nucleotides long. Its product is annotated as zinc-dependent alcohol dehydrogenase. Gene Ontology annotation, molecular function: zinc ion binding; oxidoreductase activity. Bases 1 to 1080 code for a protein of 359 amino acids. NCBI's taxonomy places the organism in Eukaryota, Fungi, Ascomycota, Eurotiomycetes, Eurotiales, Aspergillaceae. The record is from RefSeq and is a predicted model, not a curated record. The transcript has 4 exons.
AUGACCGUGGAAUCCAUCCCUCAAAUCCAGACCGUAGCUCUGGUCAAUGAACUCGGGGGCAGUGUCGAGUUUCGCGAGGACUACCCCGUUCCUACACCGGGUCACAAUGAGGUUCUAGCCAAAGUGCUAUACACAGGGGUUUGCCAGAGUGACUUGCACACGAAGAACGGCACGGCUGCCUCGUCCGAGGGCACUCCUAUCACAAACAUCAAGAUCCCCCAUGUGGGCGGCCAUGAAGGCGUGGGACGAAUUGUGGCGCUCGGCCCAGGGUGUGGAACAGACCUAAAGGUCGGAGGGCUUGUCGGAAUACGAUUCUCAAGUCGGAUCUGCAGACGAUGCGAGUUUUGUCUGGCUGGAACCGAGCAGUACUGCAUCAAAAGCACCAACCAUCUCCAUCAUGAGGAUGGAAGCUUCCAGGAGUACAUCGCGUUGGAUGCUGACUACUUGACGAUCCUGCCGGAUGAUAUCGACCCUAAAGUCAUUGGCCCCGUUCUGUGCGCUGGUGUGACGGCUUACAAGGCUGUUCUCAAUGCAAACAUCCGGGCGGGCAAUUGGUUAGUGGUGGUCGGCGCAGGGGGAGGCCUCGGGCACUUGGCAGUGCAAUAUGCGAAAGCACAAGGAGCACUUGUCAUCGGCGUUGAUGCCGGUGACAAGCGGGACUUUGUCCUCAAGCUGGGCGCUGUCGAAUUCAUUGAUUUUACCACAACGGACCCGGUCCAGCGCGUCCAUGAGAUCACCGGACUUGGCGCACAUGCGGCGGUGGUGACCGCUGGCAGCGCCAAAGCUUUCGCUCAUGCGUGCGAGAUGCUACGAGUCGGAGGGGCUUUGAGCUGUGUGGGAAUCCCUCCAGGACGUCCAACCUUGCAAACGCCGAUCGCCACCAUUGUGAUCAAAGGGCUUCGGAUCACCGGCAACCUGGUCGGAUCACUGAAAGAAUGUAUGGAGGCCGUGGAUCUAGUUCGUCGCGGGGUGGUGAAGCCAGAGAUCAAGGUCAGACCGUUCAAGGACUUGCCUCAAGUCUAUGAGGAGAUGGAGAAGGGCGAUAUUACGGGGAGAAUCGUGCUCCAGAUAUCAGAGUGA